This is a messenger RNA of Lolium rigidum, 641 nucleotides long. RefSeq lists its product as uncharacterized. Bases 101 to 346 code for a protein of 81 amino acids. NCBI's taxonomy places the organism in Eukaryota, Viridiplantae, Streptophyta, Magnoliopsida, Poales, Poaceae. The transcript has a single exon. The record is from RefSeq and is a predicted model, not a curated record.
ACAAGUCCCAAGGAAUUUGGAAGCAACAUCCUCGUAGUAGCUACUUAACCAGCAGCAGCAGAAGAAGAAUCGAGAGAGUCAACUAAAGGAGCCGAUCGAGAUGGCGUCCAUGAUGGGAGGAGACUUCGUGGAGGCCUACGUGCUCAGGACCGCCUACAAGGAGAAGAUGAGGCGCAUGGACGAGGCGGCGGCGGCCGCCGCAGCCGUUGAAGGAAAGAACAGCAAGGAGGGCGGCGCCGGCGGUGACUCUGCUGGAGAGAAGAAGGCCGAGAGCGCGAGCAGCAAGGGAGGGUUCUUUGGGCUCAUGAAGAAGAAGGUGCACCCGAAAGCGGCUUCUUCUUCUUGAUCCUUGUAACUAUGGUAUUGUGUUCGGGAUGCAUGUCACGAAGAAAUCCUGCAAAUAUAUAUGUGUAUGUACGGAGUAGAGGUUUUAGGUGCCAUGAAUGGUAGGGGCUGCAGCUUGUUGGAGUUCAGUCAUGGCUGGUUAGCUGGCUGCAGCUUCGCGCUAGCACCUAGCACUGUGUGUGUGUGUGUAAGCUUGUUCUUCCGAUCAGCUUCUCCUGGGAGGAGUGUGUGAGCCACUGGCUGGCUGUAACGUUGGUUCUUUUGUUAAUUGGCUACUUGAGUUGAAGAAAAUUAAG